Messenger RNA from Acanthocheilonema viteae, 2526 nucleotides. Lineage: Eukaryota; Metazoa; Nematoda; Chromadorea; Rhabditida; Onchocercidae. The record is from the annotation of a GenBank genome assembly.
AUGUCGUGGGCUAAUACGGGCAUGCAAGCCCUAAUACCGAUUAUCAAUAAACUACAGGAUGCAUUCGCUCAGUUGGGGACAUCGCUGAACUUUGACCUUCCGCAAAUAGCAGUAGUCGGUGGACAAAGUGCAGGCAAAUCAUCUGUGCUCGAAAAUUUCGUUGGAAAGGAUUUUCUUCCUCGAGGAUCAGGUAUUGUUACUCGGCGACCGCUGAUUUUGCAGUUGGUGCACGAUCAACAUGUAGAAUAUGGAGAAUUUUUACAUAAAAGAGGACAAAAAUUUACCGAUUUCGAGAUGAUCAGAAAAGAAAUUGAAGAUGAAACAGAUCGCAUAACGGGUCAAAAUAAAGGCAUCUCACCGAUUCCAAUCAAUUUGAGAAUUUUCAGUCCGAAUGUAUUGAACUUGACUCUAAUCGAUUUGCCGGGCUUAACGAAAGUACCGGUUGGUGAUCAGCCUCCCGACAUCGAGCAUCAGAUACGAGAAAUGCUUUUAACUUAUAUUUCACGUGAAACGUGUCUCAUUUUGGCAGUUACCCCGGCAAAUAGUGAUCUUGCUACAUCUGAUGCUCUUAAACUUGCUCGGGAGGUUGAUCCACAAGGAUUACGAACCAUUGGAGUUUUGACAAAGUUAGAUUUAAUGGAUGAAGGCACUGAUGCUCGUGACAUUCUGGAGAAUCGUUUAUUCCCACUUCGUAGAGGUUAUAUUGGAGUUGUAAAUCGAGGUCAGAAAGAUAUUGUUGGUAAAAAAGAUAUUAGAGCAGCACUCGAUGCUGAACGCAAAUUCUUCAUAUCACAUCCCUCAUAUCGACAUCUGGCAGAUCGUUUGGGAACACCAUAUCUGCAAAGGACGUUAAAUCAGCAACUUACAAACCAUAUCAAAGACACAUUACCGGCAUUGAGGGAUUCAUUACAAAAAAAACUAUAUGCAUUGGAAAAGGAUGUUAACGAGUAUAAAAAUUUCCAGCCAAAUGAUCCAUCCAGGAAGACGAAAGCUCUUAUGCAGAUGGUACAAACUUUCACAACAGAUAUCGAGCGAUCAAUUGAAGGAUCAUCAUCGAAGGCCGUAAGUACAAAUGAAUUAUCAGGAGGUGCGCGAAUUAAUCGAAUUUUUCACGAACGAUUUCCAUUCGAGAUCGUGAAAAUGGAAAUCGAUGAAAAGGAAAUGAGACGGGAAAUACAAAUUGCUAUACGCAACAUUCAUGGUAUCCGUGUUGGUCUAUUCACACCUGACAUGGCAUUCGAAGCUAUCGUGAAGAAACAGAUUGAACGUCUGAAGGAACCAUCAUUAAAAUGUGUUGAUUUAGUUGUUAAUGAAUUGGCUUCUGUUGUGCGACAAUGUGCUGAAUGUGUUGCACGUUAUCCAAGAUUACGCGAUGAAAUUGAGCGAAUUGUAACCACAAAUAUGCGAGAAAAAGAACAGUCUGCGAAAUAUCAUAUAUCGAUGCUUGUUGAUUACGAGCUUGCUUAUAUGAAUACUAAUCAUGAAGAUUUCAUCGGCGCGGAAGCAAAAGCAUCGUCGACCUCACAAAAAAAAAAUCUGGGUAAUCAAGUAAUAAGAAAAGGCUGGUUAUCAGUGCACAAUAUAUCAUUCGUUCGUGGUUCGAAAGACUGUUGGUUUGUACUCACAUCUGACAGUUUAUCAUGGUAUAAGGAUGACGAGGAAAAGGAAAAGAAAUACAUGCUACCCUUGGAUGGAAUAAAAUUGCGAGAUCUCGAAGCUGGUUUUAUGUCGAAGCAGCAUAAAUUCGCUCUAUUCUACCCCGACGGAAAGAAUAUCUACAAAGAUUAUAAACAGUUGGAAUUGAGCGCUAGCAAUUUGGAUGAAGUAGAUGCCUGGAAAGCAUCAUUCCUUCGUGCGGGUGUUUAUCCGGAGAAGGAGAAGCCGGCUGAGGAUGGUGAGGCUGUUGCGGAAAUUGAAGAAACAUCGGUGGAUCCACAACUUGAGCGUCAGGUGGAAACAAUUCGUAAUUUAGUUGACUCUUACAUGCGGAUUGUUACAAAAACAAUACGAGAUCUUGUGCCAAAAGCAAUUAUGUUUCUUAUUGUCAAUAAAGUCAGCGAAUUUCUGCGCGAUGGUGACCUUUUGGCUAAUCUUUAUCAGCUUGGUGACACAGACUCGAUGAUGGAAGAAAGUCAACUCGAAGCACAGAAACGAGAGGAAAUGUUCCGAAUGUAUCAUGCUUGCAAGGAAGCGUUAAAAAUUAUUGGUGAAGUGAAUAUGACUACGAUUUCAACUGAUGCACCUCCUGCAGUAGCAAGUGAUUGGUUGAGAUCUAAUGGACCGUCUCCGGUACAACGACCUGGAAUAGGUGGUGGAUUAACCGCGCAGCGUCCAGCUCCUAUGCCACCGCGACCGACGGGAAAUGUGCAGAAUGCGUCCUCACUUGCGAAUCGACCACUACCGGGACCACCGGGUAGUCUUCCUGCUCCGUUGCUACCCAUUCGGGUGCAUAACAAUUCAACAGUUCAAAAUGGUGUGCCGCCAAGGAUACCAGAUCGACCGCAAAUACCUUCACGUCCUUAUUGA